Molecule: messenger RNA, 2096 nt
Organism: Anopheles gambiae (African malaria mosquito)
Lineage: Eukaryota; Metazoa; Arthropoda; Insecta; Diptera; Culicidae
Product: myoglobin
Exons: 4
Coding region: 1242-1748 (168 amino acids)
Molecular function (GO): heme binding; oxygen binding
Source: RefSeq, a predicted model, not a curated record
UAAAUUGAAUCAAUUUUGGGGCGCGUACCACUACCACCACUACCACGGAAACACACACACACACGUAAAUCGCAUACACAAACACACAAACGGGUAAUAGAGGUAUAACGGUGUAAUGUAAUGGUGUGUUGGCGGGCCCCCCUUUAUUACAAGCCCUCAGCCGUAGUAGGCCACGCGUCCACGGCUCCGGUGUGUGUUGGUGUGCUGCCCGAGCGUAGUCGGCCGUGCCGUGCGAUGUAGACUGGUGGAGGCCGUGGUAGCUUGUGCGCUUGUGGUUUUGCGGUUUUGUGGCCUCGAGUGAAAAAAGCCCCAAGUGUAGUGUGCAAAAACGGAGGUUGCGGAGGGGAGCCCGGUUCAUCGCUUGUAAGAAAAGCAGCGUGGCAGGUUGCGUUUUCCCGACCUGUUGGUGUGCGAACUGUUUGGAGCUGCAGUUUUGACAGUUGUCGCUGGUAGUAGAAGGUGUGUAGCUUGCGUCUAGAGUAAUUCCGUCCAUUACCCAACUUUGUAGCGCGUGUGUUCUGCCCUUCUGCCCCUGCACUCUUUGCCCCAUUCAAGCUUACGAAACUGAAGCGAACGCUCGCGGUAGAAAAUUCUGCAACCAACAAGACAUUGAGCGUGCUGUGUCUGUGUGUGUGUACGUAUAAGAAAGAGCGGAAAAUUCGCAAAAAUACAUAACCCUCAACACCUUCCAGGGGUUCAAACGUCAUCCCUCAAGAUAGAAAGAGCGAGAGAGAGCGCACACCUCUACUAGAGAGCGAACCUCUGGAGUAUCUCCACGAGUGUGUGUUUGUGUGUGUGUGUGUGUGUGGUUCGUUUCUCUCAGCGGGCGAAAAACGAGCGCGAAAUGUGACUGCUCCAUCAGAAAGCAACAAGUUUUUGCCGAGUUCGGAGGGUUUAUGUUUUGAUUUUGGCUGCCCAGUUCCUCCUCCCCUCCAGAGUGACAGCUGACGACGCGGGUGUGCCAUCGUCUCGGUUUCGCUCCCGGUUUUUUUGUUGCCUUUUUUAUGUGUGCGUUAUAGGAUAGUGUUUGCACAGGCGGUGUUGGUGCUGCUGGAGGGAGUCGGUGUUGGUGGAAGUGUGCAUGCGUGCAACCGGAACCGGGAAGGAAGGGCCGCCCAAGUAGCGUGUGAGAGAGAGAGUGUGAAGUAACCCGUAAGAUAGCACAGCAAAAGAAGCCAAGAAUUCCAAGAAUUGGUGGAACGGAAACCGCAAUCGACGAAACCCCAGUGCAGCAAAACAAAAUGUCCGGACCCGGGUCGUUAGUUGGAUCGGAUGAGGAGGAGCAAACGAAUUACCACACACCGGAUGAAACCGGCCUAACGAAAUCGCAAAAGGUGGCCCUGAUCGCGGCCUGGAGCAUCGUCAAGAAGGAUCUGGUUACGCACGGACGCAACAUCUUCGUGAUGUUCUUCGAGGAGUACCCACAGUAUCUGGACUACUUUGACUUUGGCGGCGGAAGUGCCGGCGAGCUCGGCGAGAACCGGUCCCUCCAUGCGCACGCACUGAACGUGAUGAACUUUAUCGGCACCCUCAUCGACUACGGACUGAACGAUCCCGCCCUGCUCAAGUGUAGCCUAGGGAAGCUGGUGCGGAACCAUCGGAAGCGUAACGUCACCAAGGAGGAUGUCGCGGCCGUCGGUGGAGUUAUCAUGCGCUACUGCUUGAAGGCGCUCGAGCAGCAUAAAACGAAAACGCUCGAGGAAGCGUUCGGCGCGUUCCUGGGGACGGUUGCGGCCGCGUUCGAGUGAGCUCCGAGGUGUUCAGCGUCCUCAUCUUUAUCUCCAUUCCCCACCUCAUCAUCUCCAUCCACAUCAGCAUCAUCAGUCAGUGUAUGUUAGAGGCUGCCGCGAACAGAGCAAACAGUAGGAUCCGAGCGAGACCGGAAACCCCAUUCCGGGGCAGAGAUUAUCUUGGCUAGCGGUCGGGGUCACGUCCUUUUUAAGCUCUGCUAUAACAACCAGAACAAAAAACACACACUCUCUCUCUGUCUCGCUCUCUAUUUCUAGCAGAAAACACAUUCCUACGUGACGAGUCGUGUGUGUGUGUGAGGCUUUUUAUGAUCAGAGUAGAAUAAAAAUUUGAGUAUAGUAAACUGA